AUGAGAAAUUUUGAUAUCUUUGCAGAGUCUCAUCAUAACGACCCAUCAGGAGCUGCUGGGCAUUCUUUAUUAGCAACUAAUCAAGCUUAUAAGUGGAAACAAAUUAUUUGUGAAAAUGGACCUCGUCCUGGUCCACGAAGUGGAGCAGCAAGCGUUGUAUAGGGAAUCCACCUUUAUAGCUCACUAUUAAAUAUCAGUAAUAUUGAGUAACAAGAAUUAACUAAAAUAAAACAAUUUUGUUAAAUAAUGUAAAACUUGCCAAAUUAGGUUUUACAAGGAUUUUUAGUCCUUAUAAAGAUCAAAUUGCAUUCUAUAACUUUAUAUGAUGAUUCGUUAUAUAUCUUUGGAGGGUACGGAGGAAAUGGCCGACUCGAUGACCUCUGGGAGUAUAAUUUUAUUGAAAAGCAAUGGCAUCAAUUAAAUACCCGAGGAACAGCUCCAGCAGGGCGAGAAAAUAAUGGUGCAGUUUUAUACAAAGGUGGCAUGUAUAUUUUUGGAGGCUACUCUGGUCUAUUUUGGCUAAAUGACUUUCACCGUCUUGAUCUUCGUAAGUUAUAAGCAGAUUCCCUAACCUGGACACCCGUUAUUGCUAAAGAAGGCAGCCCUCCUUCAACCCGCUUUGGCUACGUCAGCGCAGCCUGAAAUGAUACUUUUUUAGUAUUUGGCGGCUACGAUGGCUCAAACUGGCUUAAUGACAUGCACGAAUACAAUUUUGUAAAAAUGAAAUGGACCAAGCUUGACGUCCAGGGCGUUUCUCCAAGUGUGAGAAGCUGCCCUUCUUGGGCCUCAUAUGGAAAUAGCGUUUAUUUAUUUGGAGGUUAUGACGGUGUCCACAGAAUGAACGAUUUUUAUGAGUUCGAUUUGGAGCAAAAAAUGUGGAAACUUGUCCUAUUCUCUGGGCCGGCACCAUCUCCAAGGUAUUUCCACUCAUCAGUUGUAUAUGGAGACUGCAUGUAUUUAUUUGGCGGAUACAGUGGGAUUGAAAGGCUUCAGGAUUUAUAUCAGUUUGAUUUUAAUAAAAAAUGCUGAAGCUGCUUAGUUGUGGAAGACGCUCCAACUGGCAGGUCUAGCUUGGUCACACAAGUGUAUAAUCAUUCAAUGUUUGCAUUUGGAGGGUAUAAUGGGAAUUUAGUGCUUAAUGAUUUUUAUAAAUUUCAGUUUGAAAUGGUGGCGAUACCGCCAUCAAGCUUGCUAUACCAAUUUAUAAUGGCUUUCCACUACCUUUUUUAUUAUAUAUAGAAAUGCUUUUAGCCAUUAAAAAGGUGUAUCUGAUUUAAGAAAAAUGAUAAACCAUCCAAGAUUUAGCGAUGUCACUUUUAUUGUAGACGGUUUAAGUUUAAGUUACUCUUACACUUCAGUGCUAUUAGUCUUGUUUUACUUGAGGCCCAGCUAUAUUAACAGCUCUGAACAACGAUAGGUGGACCGGCCUAACCGUCGAACCGUUAAAGUUAAUAAGCCCAUUAAGACUUCUCAAGUUAGUGCCAGUCUCAGGACUGACCUCUUCUCUUCUAGCCGAGACUCUCAAGAAGCUAUAACUUCUCUCACUAAGCUCGGCUAUAGGUCCAUCCUGCUGAUAGCAGGAGCUAGGAUCUAUCCCUAAAAUGGCAUUUUUGAUAUUGUAUUGUAGACGGAAAAGAAAUUAAAGCAAAUAAAGACAUUUUAGCAGUCAGAUGUGAACAUUUCAGAGCAUUGUUUUAUGGAGGGAUGAAAGAGCAAACAGAUUCCUGUGUAAGAAUUGAUGAUAUACAAUACCAAGUAUUUGAAGCAGUUUUGGAGUAUUUGUAUACAGAUUGUGUAAAAUCAAUGAGCGUGGAUAUGUAUUUAUUGCUUAUGAUAGCGGCAGAAAGGUUUAUGAUUGAUAGACUUAAAGCGCUGUGCCAAGAUAAUAUAAGGAAAAAUAUUAAUAUUGAUAAUGUGGUGCCUAUUUUGAGAGUGGUUUAUUAUCAUGGGGAAAACUCUUUGAAAGAAAUAUGUAUGGAUUACAUACGCGUGAAUUUUAAAGAUGUCAGGCGAAAUUCGUCAUUUCAAGAGCUGGAAGAGGAACCACAUUUAAUGAUGGAACUGCUAAUGAGACUUUAA
Molecule: messenger RNA, 2079 nt
Organism: Blepharisma stoltei
Lineage: Eukaryota; Ciliophora; Heterotrichea; Heterotrichida; Blepharismidae
Source: the annotation of a GenBank genome assembly